Gadus chalcogrammus (walleye pollock) is the source of this 2233-nucleotide messenger RNA. It is a transcript of the gene slc9a7, whose product is annotated as solute carrier family 9 member 7. Gene Ontology annotation, molecular function: sodium:proton antiporter activity. The record is from RefSeq and is a predicted model, not a curated record. The transcript is spliced from 16 exons. Gene Ontology annotation, biological process: proton transmembrane transport; sodium ion transport; regulation of pH. NCBI's taxonomy places the organism in Eukaryota, Metazoa, Chordata, Actinopteri, Gadiformes, Gadidae. Bases 116 to 2218 code for a protein of 700 amino acids. Gene Ontology annotation, cellular component: membrane; recycling endosome.
CUACACCGGGAUUCCGUGCUUUAAAGUGUUUUCUCAGUCACCUCCUGCCGUGCGCAGUGACACGGCAUAAGAGGCGGUCAACAGCAGUCGGCAGUAUCCGGCAGCAUCCCGCACCAUGGACACUUUACCAGAACUGAAGUGGACCAGGGUCCUUCAUAUCAGGAAUGUGAUUCCUGCGUUGCUCUUGAUGCUGAAUGCGGCCACCAGGUUGAGUGCCCAGGACUCGGGAAUGGAGGAAUUGGCAACUGAUAAAGAAGCCGAAGAAAGUCACCGUCAGGACAGCGUAAAUUUACUGACGUUUAUCUUACUGCUGACCCUAACCAUUCUGACGAUAUGGCUUUUCAAGCACAGGCGAGUGCGUUUCCUCCACGAAACGGGAUUGGCAAUGAUAUAUGGUCUUCUGGUGGGGGUGAUCCUGCGAUACGGCAUCCCGGCCACCAGCUACCACCACAAGACGCCCCCCAGCUGCGUCCUGACCGAGGGUCCAAGCAGCACCCUGCUGCUGAACGUCAGCGGGAAGCUCUUUGAGUACACGCUGAAGGGGGAGAUCAACUCCCGCGAGAUCCACAACGUCGAGCAGAACGACAUGCUGCGCAAGGUGACCUUCGACCCGGAAGUAUUCUUCAACAUUUUGCUGCCGCCAAUCAUCUUCCAUGCUGGAUACAGCCUGAAAAAGAGGCAUUUCUUCAGGAACCUGGGCUCCAUCAUAACCUAUGCCUUCCUGGGUACGGCCAUCUCGUGCUUCGUUAUUGGGAACCUGAUGUACGGCGUGGUGAAGCUGAUGCAGAUGGUGGGCCAGCUGUCUGAAAAGUUCUACUACACAGACUGCCUCUUCUUUGGAGCCAUCCUCUCCGCUACAGACCCAGUGACGGUGCUGGCCAUCUUCACUGAGCUCCACGUGGACGUGGACCUCUACGCUCUGCUGUUUGGAGAGAGUGUCAUGAACGACGCCGUGGCCAUUGUUCUCUCCUCGUCCAUCAUGGCCUAUCAGCCCAGUGGAGCAAACACCCACAUGUUCGAUGCGGCGGCGUUCUUCAAGUCGGUGGGCGUGUUCCUCGGAAUCUUCAGCGGAUCCUUCGCCAUGGGUGCCGUCACAGGGGUUGUCACCGCCCUCGUCACCAAGUUCACCAAGCUGCACUGCUUCCCCCUGCUGGAGACCGCCCUCUUCUUCCUCAUGUCCUGGAGCACCUUCCUAUUGGCCGAGGCCUGCGGGUUUACAGGGGUGGUGGCGGUUCUGUUCUGUGGAAUCACACAAGCUCACUACACGUACAACAACCUGUCUGAGGAGUCCACCAAGCGCACCAAGCAGCUGUUUGAAGUUCUCCACUUCCUGGCUGAGAACUUCAUCUUCUCCUACAUGGGCCUGGCUCUGUUCACCUUCCAGAACCACGUCUUCAGCCCCAUCUUCAUUGCUGGAGCCUUUAUUGCCAUCUUCAUCGGGCGAGCGUGCAACAUCUACCCUCUCACCUUCAUGCUCAACCUCGGCCGUCGCCACAAGAUCACGGGGAACUUCCAGCACAUGAUGAUGUUCUCAGGCCUGCGAGGGGCGAUGGCAUUCGCCCUGGCCAUCCGGGAUACGGCUACGUACGCAAGGCAGAUGAUGUUCACCACCACCCUCCUCAUCGUCUUCUUCACUGUCUGGGUGUUUGGGGGCGGGACCACCCCCAUGCUGUCCAGACUCCAUAUCAGGGUGGGAGUUGAUCCAGAUCAAGAUCUCCAGCAGUCAGUAGACAACUUCCUGGUCCUCCAAGGGGAGGGAGCACAGGCCGAGGGCCGCAGCAAGACCAGGCAGGAAAGUGCUUGGCUCUUCCGGCUGUGGUACUCCUUCGACCACAACUAUCUCAAGCCCAUCCUGACCCACAGCGGGCCCCCCCUCACCACCACCCUGCCCCCCUGCUGUGGACCCCUGGCCCGCUGCCUCACCAGCCCACAGGCCUACCAGGACCACGAGCAGCUGAGGUCCAACGACUCUGACGUGAUCCUGACGGACGGAGACCUCAGCCUGUCCUACGGCGACACGGCCGUCACCGCGCUCAACGGGGCGUCGGGGGGCGGGGCCUCGGGGGUGGGAGGGGGCGGGGCUUCCAGCUGGAGCACCAAUGGGAAGCGCAGCGGCAGCACGUCGGAGGAGGCGCUGGAGCGGGAGCUGGACUCCCGGGAGCAGGACCUGCUGAGCCACGGCACGCGUCUCGUCUUCCCCAUCGAGGACCCCAUCUGACCCCCCUCCCCCCAU